Molecule: messenger RNA, 2747 nt
Organism: Peromyscus leucopus (white-footed mouse)
Lineage: Eukaryota; Metazoa; Chordata; Mammalia; Rodentia; Cricetidae
Gene: Nkx2-6
Product: NK2 homeobox 6
Exons: 2
Coding region: 1294-2154 (286 amino acids)
Biological process (GO): cell differentiation; regulation of transcription by RNA polymerase II
Cellular component (GO): nucleus
Molecular function (GO): RNA polymerase II cis-regulatory region sequence-specific DNA binding; DNA-binding transcription factor activity, RNA polymerase II-specific
Source: RefSeq, a predicted model, not a curated record
GGCUGGAGAGAGGGUUUUCAUCGAGAAUUUCAGAAAAUAACAUCUAAACCUCUCGUGUAACCGUGGAUUUUCAUGAGACGGUUUAAAAAACAUUUUAUCUGAAAUUCUCUUAAAUCUCUAGUGAGAUUUUUUUUUAUUUUAAACGAUAUGUUUAAAUCCUGUAUUGGGAAUGAAACACCAAACCCCGGUUUCUUGAUCUCAUUAGCAUGAGCCUCUGGCGGCUGGAGGAUUCUUGUUUACACGGUGUCCUGCUUAUUCCUCUAAUCUUUCUCCUUACCUCAUGAAAACAAAGUGUGAGAAAGGUUCGCCCUUUGUCCCAAACCCCACACAUUUGUUGUAUUACACAGCCAAGACCAUAUCUGCCCACUCUCUCUGUGUCCUACCUCGAACACCACGGAGACACACUGUAUACUCCGCCCAAGCCGUGUCCAAGGAGCGUUCUGGAGAUCUAAGGCGGGGCAAAACUUCCCAUGUAUCCACGCUUGCUCAAGAUGCGCUUUAAGACAGGAGAAGAAACCCGGGAAAGAGACGAGGUGAACCUAUCUCUAAGUUUCUCCGGGGCAAGAAUUAACCUUACUUCCCAACCACUACAAAAAUACUCAGAGAUAGCCAGAGUACCCGCCCCUCAACACAGCCUCUGUGCCUCAAUUUCUCUUCCCUGUAAGUGACAGAUCAGCGCUGCGCUUCCUGUACUGGACUAAAGACUAGCUCCACUGGCUGUGUGGGGCGUUAGGGUCCCCGAGAAGGAAUCCAGCUUAGCCCCAGCUGAGGAACCCCUCUCUUCUCAUUCCAGCUCUCUAUUCCUCAGUUUUUCUUUGCCCUGGGAGUGUAUACUGGAAAACCAGAUGGAUUGGUUGCCCUGAAACUCCGAGUUAGCGCCUUCCAGGUACAUCCUCUCGAUGCGCGCCUCUGUCGGGAGUCCUCGGGAGCUCCUCGAAGCACCCUCUUGAGAUACAGGCCACGCCCUUCUCCUCGUCUUUGUUUUUGAGAAGGGUCAGUCCUCCCAGAAAGGUGACCAGGGAUUGAGGGCGAACAGAAGGGCCCAAAAGCCAGAGUUUGGGGAGGAGGGUGUUGGGUUAGCACGUGGUUUCUUUGGGAACCAAUGGAGCACGGUAAUUUUGUCACCGGGUCCUGGUCCCCUACCCUGCAGACAAGGCCAAAGGAAGGCGUGGCCUGGACCUUGAUUGUACGUCCAGGAGUCUCUUAGACCCGCCAUCACAAAAGGGGAAGUUAGGCGUACUGACACCUGGUAGUAGUAGAGAACUUGGCAGCUCCGCCCCCUAGGCCUCAGAGAUGCUGCUGAGCCGGGUCACCUCCACUCCCUUCUCCGUGGACGACAUCCUCAGGCUGGAGGGUGAGCAGAACGAUGCCAAGACUCCGUCACAGUGGGAGUUGCAUAGGAACCCAGAAAAGCCUCAGUACCUAACAAUGGACCUGGAAUCGGGAGGGUCAGAGAGCGUCGGCGGCGACAGGGCACAAGCUGGAUCAGACCCUCUUCGGUUCUCCUGGGAGGCAGUCGUGGAGAUGGAGCCAGAGACUCCUCCGCGCGCGACCUCCCUGCUUGGAGCUGGGAACCCGAGGAUGGAGCGCGGUGCGGGCGACGGCGGCGGCGACAGCGUACACCGAGGCGGCCCGGCGCCGGCCCGGAUGCGGCUGCGGCGGAAGCCCCGCGUGCUCUUCUCGCAGGCCCAGGUGCUGGCCCUGGAGAGCCGCUUCAAGCAGCAGCGGUACCUGUCUGCCCCUGAGCGCGAGCACCUGGCCAGCGCGCUGCAGCUCACGUCCACGCAGGUCAAGAUCUGGUUCCAAAACCGGCGCUACAAGUGCAAGAGGCAGCGCCAGGACCAGACCCUGGAACUGGCGGGCCACCCACUGACGCCGCGCCGGGUGGCAGUCCCCGUACUGGUGCUGGACGGCAAGCCCUGCCUGGGUCCCGAUGCUCCCGCGUUCCCGGCUCCCUACGCGGCCACCGCGUCCCAUUCUUGCUUUGGCGGCUACUCGGGCACUCCCUAUAGUGCUAGCUACUCCGGCCGCUACACCGGCGCUGGCCCCGGGCCACUCACACCACUGGCCAGCUCUGGCUUCAGCCCAGGUGGCCCGAGUGCCGCCCCGCAGGGCCAUCUGCCCGCCACGCUACAGGGAGUCACGGCCUGGUGAAAAGCCGGAGCUCAGCUACUGCCAUUAAGGGCCUGGUGCCUGGUCCCCUCCCCUUUCCAGCUGCUCGCAUCCAGCGAGUUGAGCGUCCGCCAACGCGCUGGAAAGCUGCGAUCGGUCUUGCGCAGUCCUCCUUACUGAUCUGCCCAGAGGAGCGGCGCUGAGAACAUUCUUUCCCUCCGAGAUGGAGCUGGGCUUUGGCUGGCCACCUAGAUGCUAUGAAAAGAGGAUAGUAUGGUGGCUAACAGUUUGGAAGCAGGUGAUUCUGAGCCACAACCCACUUUAAACAAUUGCAAGCAUCCUGGAGGCCUGGGGAUCAAGGCUGUCCGCACUCCAUCCCUUAAAGAAACAAGUGCGCAGGGUAGUGGGGAUGCAGGGUUGAGAAGAGAAAAAUAUCAAGCCGCUGAAGAUACCAAAGGACACGAGCCUGAAAGUGCCCCAGACAUGGUUUUAGGGUUUAAGCAUCCUGGACCUCCCGGAACACCCACCGGAGAGCACUUUCCCUGGUGGUGAUCUCACCUCCAGAGAGGCCUCUCUACUCUCAGCAACUGCAUUUUGUUCAGGGAACAGCCGGACGAGUAAAUGAGCUAACUAUA